UUGCAUAUCUUUUAGCUAUUAUUUUUGAUAUUUCAAUCUAAGUUGUUUGCAAUCUGGUCAACCCAUGGACGUCUCAUUUACACUGGCUAUCGGCGGAUUGAGCGUAGACGAUUUGCAGAAUACGAGAGGAUUCAUCGGGUUUUAAAGACGAUGUAAUAGCUUUUGCUAUCUGUAUUGCCUGAGCAAUGCAGUUUCCAUGACUUCUGCCACUAUCCCUUAUAUCAAUAGUACAAGUACUUUCAACAGCAUUGACGAGGUUCCUUUUGAGCUGGCUGAGAUUGCAAUUCUAAAACUAGAUAUCACCCUGCACAAAGCAGAGCAAAAACUGUGUCUGCUAAUGAGGGAGCCGGUCAAGCAAAUUCUUCUACAUAAUGUAUGUCUUGACUAGAUUGCAUUAAAGGCUUGUGCGUGUCAUGGAUUUGUAAUAGUUAUCAGGCACUAUGUCAAGCAGAGCUCGUUAAUAUUUUAUGACGCGGUCGGAAAAUAUGGAUGGAAUUGAAACACUAAGCUGUUUCAAUAUGCAUUCACGUGUAAUUGCCAGCGACCGAAUUUCGUGUAGGUGAUGAGUGAAUAACAGGCUUCUGAUCUUGACACCCGAAGUCGUGUCGAAUUAGUAAAUUAGUAGCAAUUUCUUUUAUCACUGAGUCCUUGUCAACUUGCUCAUUUAGCUGCGCUCAACAGGACCCGAACUGCGUAAAUAAAGCAAUUUUUUCCGCCGAUGGCGAAAGGAUCAAUUCUUU
Molecule: messenger RNA, 740 nt
Organism: Plasmopara halstedii
Lineage: Eukaryota; Oomycota; Peronosporomycetes; Peronosporales; Peronosporaceae
Exons: 1
Coding region: 197-388 (63 amino acids)
Source: RefSeq, a predicted model, not a curated record